Hypanus sabinus (Atlantic stingray) is the source of this 3814-nucleotide messenger RNA. It is a transcript of the gene dnajc22, whose product is annotated as DnaJ (Hsp40) homolog, subfamily C, member 22. The transcript is spliced from 3 exons. Gene Ontology annotation, biological process: endocytosis. Gene Ontology annotation, cellular component: early endosome; plasma membrane. Lineage: Eukaryota; Metazoa; Chordata; Chondrichthyes; Myliobatiformes; Dasyatidae. The coding region runs from base 215 to 1243 and encodes 342 amino acids. The record is from RefSeq and is a predicted model, not a curated record.
UUAAUCCUCAGGGGGCAAAAGUCUUUUGGAUUUAAUCAGAGCUACACUACAGUGUCUGAUUGUAUAAGAUGGAAAUCUAGGCUAAAGACAUGCUUCAAUCAAGAACCCAAUCAAUGAAAUGGACAGAUCCAUCAAUUCCUUUACUGAACUAUAAAGCAGAGUCUUCCUAAUCCUCAAGUUUUGACAUCAACAUUUAUCAGUUUUAGCUGUGGAGAUGAUCAAAAAUUUGGUGAUCACUUAUGUUCUCUGGUCAUUAGGUGGACCUUUAGGUCUCCAUCACAUCUACCUUGGGAGAGAUAGCCAUGCCUUACUGUGGAUGGUGACAUUUGGUGGAUUUGGGUUUGGGUGGAUUCGUGAGUUUUGGCAUUUGCCAAAAUACGUGCAAAAUGCAAACUUUCGCCACAAAAAGACUCAAAGGAAAAGAGAGAAACAACCAUCAAUGAAAAUUAUCCGAACUUUUGGCCAAUUUGUAGUUGGGGUUUACUUUGGUAUAGUUGCUCUCAUAAGUCUAUCUCCAUUAAGUGGUUUCUACAUCAUGGUCUUGCCACUUGCUAUCACACUGGGUGUUCACCUUGUAGCUAAUGUUGGUGAGCAAACUUCCAAUAUAAAUGCAACAAUGAUAGCCUCCAUUGUUACUUCCAUCAUAUUCUAUGGAAGACCCAUUGCAACAAUACCCAUCAGUAUUGUUGCUACUGUUGUCUCUAUGCAACACCGCCUCUACAAGACUUCAAGUGACACAGAAGACAACUUAAGGGUGCGACUUUACAGAUUAACUUUAGCUUGGCUGGCUUUCACAAUGCCAAUCUUCUAUUGUAUGUUUCACAAUACCACAGUUACGAUUACAUACAUCUCAGACACUAUUAAUAUUAUCCUAGAUUCACUCCGAAUUUUCCCACUGGUCAGUGGUCUCUUUGAAUCUAUAUUACUUCUCCCAUAUUAUGCAUGGAAGCUCUCCACUGGUGGAAUUGGAUUAGGCUAUGGAUACAAUCAAGAAUGGGAAAAGUUAUUUGAAUCUAUCACUACCAUAAAGACUGAAAGAGAAAGGUUAGCAUACAAGGUGCUGGGACUACACCAGGAAGCAACCUUGGAAGAAAUUAACAAAAGUUAUAGAGAGUUGGUGAAACGCUGGCACCCUGACCACAACCGAUAUAACUUAAAUGAAGCAGAACAACAAUUUCUUGAGAUACAGGCAGCAUAUGAAGUACUUACGAAAAAGCAGACAAGAGACAUUCAAGAGCUGUGACAUCAUUUAUAAAAUAUCAAGAUUCCUGGCUUUAUGGCUGCUUUCAAUUUAUGAUAUAAAUUUGUUAUAAUUGUGGCAUUGAAUAAGGAUGAAUUGAAUUGGGGCUAAGUCUUCAGUUAUUUUUCCUUGUUCUCUAGGUUAGCCGGAGUAUUUAUGCCCCAUCUAUAUUACAGUUCAAUGGAUUCUCCCUUAAUUCUAACGUCAAAGAUUAUAUUGUACAAUUAAGGUAGUCAGAUGAGAAUAUCAUUGUCUGGAUUUCUUAUUUAUAUCUGCCUAGAAUUACUUCAUUCAUCAGUCAAGUCCAGAUUCCCGCUUUUCCUAGCAUGUUUUCUUGUCUAAAUAACAACAGACUCAAGAAACUUCUAUUUUUGGAGCUUGAGUCAAGUUUGAAAUUAGACUCAUAUUAAAAAAAGAACAGUAGGCCAUUCUGCACUUCACAUAUGCUCCAGCAUUCAAUAUAAUCAUAAAUGAUCAUCCAAAUUCAGUAUCUCAUUCUUGCGUUCUCCCUGUACGCCAUGACUUCCAGAGCUAUGAGAACCAUACCUCACUUCUUUUAAUGGGGUUGAGAAUUCCACAGAUUCGACUCUCACUGGAUGAAGAAAGUUCUUCAAAUCUCUGUCCUAAAAAGCAUCAAUUAUUCCAGUGAAAACAUUUUAAAAUCUGAUAUCUUAAGAUUUUUUUUCUGGUUUACCUGCACUGAGUAUUUUUUAGUCAUGGACUUUUUUUCAGAUUUUAAUUUGCAUUUGCAAUGAUGUAAAUGUAGAAAAUUUUCAAAGGUACUUGUUAUAUAAAUAGGGGAAUAAUGGACAAUAUUUUACAAAUGCAUGGUAAAUAUCAUUAUUCACUAUUAAAAUCUUUGCUAAUAGUUUCAGAAAAGUGUGCUCUUUAGGCUGUUUGUCCAUAUAUUAAAAUCAUGAAAACCAGCUCCUUGAACCACUUCAAUAUUCAAUAUGAUCCUUAAAGUUCAAAUUUCUGUCGAUCUCCCCCUUGGAUUCAUUCAGUGAUUGCCUCCACAGCUAUCUGGGGUAGAAUCAUGGCCCUCUGGAAGAAGUUUCUUCUCAUCUCCAUCUUAAAUGAGUUACUCCUUCCUUACUCUAAAACUAUGUCCCUUAUAACUCAUUUCCCACAGGGGAAACAUCCCCUCGGUGUCAAGCCUGUUAAUCACUCUCGGAAUCACAUAUAUUUCAUUUUCCUAAACUCCAAUGAAUAUAAGCUUGACUUUUCUUCAUUCCAGGGAUUAACCUUGUCUGCACUGCCUCCGAUGGAAGUAUAUGAUUCUGUAAGAAUGGAGACCAAAGUGUAUACAGUACUCCAGGUGCAGUCUCACCAGCAGCUUUUUCUUUGUAGUACAUGUCCUCUACAAUAAAGUUCAACAUUCCCUUAGUCUUUCUAAUCCCGUGUUAUACCUACAUGUCAACCCUUCAUGUUAAUGCACAGAACUCCCAGACGCCUUUGUAUCCAAUUUUAUAGUCUCACUCCAUUUUAAUAAUAAUUAGCUUUAUCAUUCUUCUAGCUCAUAUUUUUCCAUCUUAUAUUCCAUCUAGUAACUUUUGGCACACUCACUUAACCUACCUUCGUGCGUUUUGAUUAAUCUGUCUAUCUUUGCAUCAACAACAAGUUUGUCUACUGUGCACUCAGUUCCUUAAUCUAAGGCAUUAAUAUAGACCAUAAACAGUUGAGAUACAGUAUCAGUCCCUAUGGCACUCCAUGAUGACUGACUUUCAAUCAAAAGUAACCUCACUCUGUUAGUCAAUUAAGUAUCCAUGCCAAUGUUUUUCUCCCUAAUCCUUACUUUGACCAGUAAUCUUUUAUGUGGCACCUUAUUGAAUUUCUUUUGGAAAUUCAAAUACUCUUACAUCUACUAGUUCCUCUUUAUCCAUCCUGUUUAUUACAUUGUCAAAGAAUGCUAAUAAAUUUGUCAAUCAUUAAUUCCCUCUUAUAAAACCAUAUUGACUCUACUGGGUUGUCUUUUGAUUUUCUAAAUGCCUUGCUAUUACUUCCUCAAUAAUGGACUCUAGCAUUUUCCUAAAGACAGAUGUUAGACUACCUGACCAACAAUUUCUUGCUUUCUGGCUCCACUUUUCUUGAAUAGGAACAUUAAAUCUUACUGUUUUCCAAUCCUCUCCAUAAUCAAGUGAUUUUUAGUUGCUUAUAACCACUGCAUCCACUGUCUCUAGAACCUUUAGGCCUCCAGGAACCAGGCCUUCAAGUCUGGGAGUCUCGUUGGCCUUUAGCAGCAUUUUCUUCCUGAUAAGUUACAGUGUCGUGCAUUGAUAUUUUCUCAAAUUAUUAGCAAACUACACACCUUAAUUUUUCCUCACCAUGCUAAUGUUAACCACCAUGUAAGCUAUGUUUCAUCUUUCUUGAUCUGUCCAUAAUCUAUGGUACUGUUCAUUACUUCAUACGCCUCCAAUAGCUGUUGUCCAUCCAGCAAAGUCAAACUGGUUGCACUCUUGUGUAUGUAGCUAUAGUAAAAGAAUUUCCUGCAAUACCUUCUAUUUCCACUCAUGCAUGUAACCUCAGUUCUCCCCCCACCCCCAGCCCUUUAUUCUUAGUCCUUUCUGUUUUUAU